This is a messenger RNA of Meleagris gallopavo (turkey), 1451 nucleotides long. RefSeq names its product Lck interacting transmembrane adaptor 1 (gene LIME1). NCBI's taxonomy places the organism in Eukaryota, Metazoa, Chordata, Aves, Galliformes, Phasianidae. The record is from RefSeq and is a predicted model, not a curated record. Gene Ontology annotation, cellular component: B cell receptor complex. Gene Ontology annotation, molecular function: protein kinase binding. Gene Ontology annotation, biological process: B cell receptor signaling pathway; T cell receptor signaling pathway.
GCUCUGCAGGUCAGGAAACUGUGGUCUUGUGUUGCAUGGUAUCUGCACAGAGCUGCCUGCCGAGAGCGAGCUGGAGAGUGGGAGAGCUUGGAUUGAGAUGCUCGGAAUGCUUGGGAGCCCCUGAUGAGGAGCAGCCUUGUGGUUUAAAAGAGACAAAGUUCUCCGAGUUGGCUGGCAAGGAAGCGGGCAUGGCUGGAUUCCUGUCCUUCACGCUCACCAGCUUCUGAGGUUCUGCAAAAGCUCAGCCCUGCAGCACUCACAGAAGCGGUGCCCCAUGGCUGUGACCCACAGUGAGGGGCUGCUGGGACCCCCACCCCUGGUGGCCCUCGCUGUACUGGCCCUGCUCGGAGGCCUGGUUUACCUGUGCACCCUGUGUGCUGCCUGCCGACGCCACGGCAGGAGAAAGAAGGUCCCUCCAGACGGCGUGAAGCUGGUGGAUGAGUCCCUGCUCAGACAGACACAGCUGCGCUCGCUCAGCAAGUCGGACACGAGGCUCCAUGAGCUGUACCGCCUGAAGGCCAAGGACAUCAACCAGCGCCCGGCCAGCCUGGAUUUCCCCCUCUCCUCACUGCCUCCCGACUCCCCGCACGGCUCCGUCCUCCUGCACCGCCAGCUGCCCCUGAUCCCCAGCUCUGAACCUGCAGCCCCCGACCAGACAUACUCCAACCUGCUCUUCGCCCCACCGCAUCGUGCACCCCCAGACACGGACUACGAGUGCCUGGCAGUGGGGGAGGAUGAUGCACUUACUGCCACUGGGACCCCAGCGUCCCCCCCCCGGGACAGGCAAGGGGCUGCUGACUAUGCCUGCAUCCGGAAGGUGAAGAAGACUUUGCCAGACGAGCAGGAGGGGGCCGUGGUGGGAGCCUCUGCAGCCCCACAGUGCUGGGAAGGUGCAAGCGAUGCGCCCCGUCUGAAGCUGGAAGAUAUGUACUCAACGGUGUGCAAAGCCACCAAGAAGAGGAACCAUGGCCCUGCAGCAUCCCCCAGGGACGGGGGAUCCGGGCGGCCGCCCCCACCCCAUGAAGAGCCUCCCCCAGCUGCCUGCUGGCCCACGGCCCCCCCUGAGCCCUGCUAUGAGGCCAUCAAUGACAGAGCCUGGGCUGUGCGUGGCCCUGAGCCGGACUAUGAGGCUGUGGAUGUUCGCUGGAAGAAGGCAGCAAAACGGGACCGGCCGGGGAAGGCCUCCCAGCAGGACAACCUCUAUGAGAGUGUUGGUGAUAUGUGGGGAGGGGAAUCUCGGGGAGGUUCUGGCUGGACCACUGCCAACGGGCUGCAGGUGUACAUCACCAACCUAUAGCAAUCCCAAUGCGGGCAGGUGGAUGGACGGAUGGACGGACAGACGGAUGGAUGGAUGGAGGUUGGGCACUGCGGCUCUGCCCCACAAGGUGGGGAAGGACACACAGCUGUGCCAAAUGUGAGCUCUGUAUAUAUUUUAAGUUACUUUUCUUUAA